AUGCUGACAUUGCUGAUCGUCCUUUCGGUCGUGCUGACAGUCGGGUCAGCACAGACCAAUCCCAGACAGUUCCCGGAGGGUUUCUUGUUGGGCACUGCCACGGCAGCCUAUCAGGUCGAAGGUGGCUGGAAUGCGGACGGUAAAGGAGAAAGCAUUCAGGAUGUCUUUUUCCACAACAACCCGGAACUGACUGCCGAAGGUGACAAUGGAGAUGUAGCUUGUGAUUCUUAUCACAAAUACAAGGAGGACGUGCAGAUGCUGAAGGCGUUAAACGCGGACGUGUACCGGUUCUCGAUCUCCUGGUCACGUGUGCUGCCGAACGGGGACCUCGACGUCAUCAACCAGGCUGGCAUCGACUACUACAACAACCUCAUCAACGAGCUGCUCGCUAACGGAAUUCAGCCUGUCGUGACAAUGUACCACUGGGAUCUUCCACAAGCGUUGCAAUACAUUGGUGGCUGGGCCAACGAAUUGAUGGCUGACUACUUCGUGGAGUAUGCCCGGCUACUCUUCGAGAACUUCGGUGACAGGGUGAAAUGGUGGAUCACAUUCAACGAGCCCUCCGUCUUCGUGAACGGGUAUUCGUACCCGCUGGUGGCGCCUGCACAGACUGCUCCGGGCAUCGGCGACUACCUGGCCACACACACCGUCAUCAAAUCCCACGCACGGGUCUGGCACCUGUACGACGAGGAGUACAGAGCCUCGCAAAACGGUAGCGUGGGAAUAACUAUUAAUAUGGACGUGCUUGCAGCACGUUCCAAUUCUACAGAAGAUUUAGAAGCAAGUGAAAGAGCGCGACAGUUUCAGUUUGGUAUUUUCGCACAUCCCAUCUUCACUGAGGAGGGUGAUUACCCGGCUGUGGUGCGGCAGAGGAUAGAUGCGAACAGCGCAGCUGAGGGACGACCGCGCUCACGACUGCCAUCCUUCACACAGGAAGAGGUCGAGUACAUUAGAGGUUCAGCAGACUUCCUAGGACUGAAUAACUACUGGACGAACUAUGCGUAUUCAAUACAAAUACCCAUUAAGCCUUCUAAAAUAUAUGACUCCGGCGUCAUCACUAUUACUGGUGGGAGAUAUCCUUGGGGAUUCCGAGAAUUACUGAACUGGGUUGCUAACGAGUACCCUGGAUACCCAAUUUUCGUGACAGAGAAUGGUCUGUCGAACUCAGGAGGACUAAAUGAUACGGACAGGAUCGAAUACUUCAUCGGUUACAUGGGAACCCUACUGGAAGCUAUAUAUACUGACAAUAUUCCAGUGAUCGGAUACACGAUAUGGAGUCUGAUGGAUACUCUGGAAUGGCGUUAUGGUUUCACAGGCGUGUUGGUCUACGGGAACGCAACGAGCUCGUCCCGCACAAUGUGGCGCUUCUUGAUGACGCUGUCAUGCUGCCUGCUCGGCGUCUACUGCCAACAGGUCAACAAGUUCCCAGAGGGUUUCCUUCUGGGGGCAGCAACAGCGUCCUACCAGGUGGAGGGCGCUUGGAAUGAAAGUGGUAAAGGAGAGAAUAUUUGGGAUCGACUGACCCACGAGCACCCAGACUGGAUAGCUGACAGUUCCAACGGCGACGUUGCCUGCGACUCCUACCACAAGUACCAGGAGGACGCGGAGCUGGUAGCUAACCUCGGGUUUGAUGUUUACCGCUUCUCCCUGUCAUGGUCGCGGUUGUUACCAUCCGGAGACUGGGACGCAGUAAACCCAGCGGGGAUAGAAUAUUACAACAACCUCAUAGACGCUCUGCUGAAAAGGGAUAUUCAGCCCUUAGUGACGCUCUUCCAUUGGGACCUCCCACAGAAACUGCAAGACAUCGGUGGAUGGCCCAAUCCCAGGAUCGCUGACUACUUCGAAGAGUAUGCGAGACUGGCUUUCGAGAACUUCGGCGACAGAGUUAAACUGUGGCUCGGGUGGUUUGCGCACCCCAUAUUCUCGGAAGAGGGAAACUACCCCGCAAUUAUGAUAGAGCGGGUAGACAAUAACAGCUUGGAGGCAGGCAUCUGGAUAUCACGGCUGCCGAAGUUCACUGCUCAGGAAAUAGAGGAUCUGAAAGGAUCUGCGGACUUCUUUGGUCUCAACCACUAUUCUACUCACCUAGUAACGGAUGGUUUGUCUGGUCAGGAACCGUCCAUCCUGCGUGAUACGGGAGUAAUCAAGACUGUAGACCCAAGCUGGCCCGAGUCCGCAUCUUCUUGGCUGAAGGUCGUUCCCUGGGGUUUCCGUAAGCUGCUUAACUGGAUUGCAAGAAACUAUAACAACCCACCUGUUUUCGUAACUGAAAACGGUUUCUCAGACAGAGGAACACUGGAUGACACGGACCGCCAAGAAUAUUAUAAGCAAUACCUGGCACAAUUGCUGAUGGCCGUAAACAUCGACGGAAACAACGUCAUUGGUUACACAGCAUGGAGCUUAUUGGACAACUUCGAAUGGAUGAGCGGCUACACGGAGAAAUUUGGUAUCUACCACGUGGACUUCGAAAGUCCCAACAGGACACGCACUCCCAAAGGGUCUGUGGAGAUGUUCCAGAACAUUACGGCGACGCGCGAGAUCCCAGAGAGCUACUUCAACUCUACUACAUCGAACGAAACGUCUGGUGCGAUGGGGCUCGGAGUGCACCUCUGGGUAGCAGCGUUGAUCGCUGUUGUCCAACUGAUGUUUGGGGUUUUCAUUUAA
Molecule: messenger RNA, 2664 nt
Organism: Schistocerca serialis cubense
Lineage: Eukaryota; Metazoa; Arthropoda; Insecta; Orthoptera; Acrididae
Product: myrosinase 1-like
Exons: 20
Coding region: 1-2664 (887 amino acids)
Biological process (GO): carbohydrate metabolic process
Molecular function (GO): beta-glucosidase activity
Source: RefSeq, a predicted model, not a curated record